Annulohypoxylon truncatum is the source of this 1986-nucleotide messenger RNA. RefSeq names its product acyl-CoA dehydrogenase NM domain-like protein. Lineage: Eukaryota; Fungi; Ascomycota; Sordariomycetes; Xylariales; Hypoxylaceae. Gene Ontology annotation, molecular function: flavin adenine dinucleotide binding; oxidoreductase activity, acting on the CH-CH group of donors. The record is from RefSeq and is a predicted model, not a curated record. The coding region runs from base 203 to 1555 and encodes 450 amino acids. The transcript has 5 exons.
CCCUGGCAGCCCUGGCUACAGCUUCGGCUUGGAGCUCCUGCCCGCAAUAGGUAUGGAUAGAUGUACCCCGCUAGCAGGGAGUGGACCUCGGUUUGACGUUACGUCGCUUCAAACUCAAUUGAUUUUAGUUUUCUUGGAAAUGAUAGCUAUUCACUUUCACUAUUCCGAAUUAAUUAAUCUAAGCUAAAUACAACUGCCCAACAUGUCUUCCGGAAUUCCAGACAUUGUGAAACAUCGCGUCAGCGAAAGGGCGAAGAAGACGUUAGAUAUCGUGGCCAAGUUUGUCGACGAGGAGUGUAUACCAGCGGAUCCCGUCCUCGAAGCCCAGAUCGGCGAAGGUUCAGCGCGAUGGGACCACCAUCCCCCUAUUAUCGAAGACCUAAAGGCGAAGGCGAAAAAGCUGGGUUUAUGGAACAUGUUCUUCCCUAAGGGCCACUAUAAGGAAUCACCAGGCUUCACGAACUUGGAAUAUGGUUUGAUGGCCGAGUGGCUAGGCAAGUCGAGGACCGCACCCGAAGCCACGAACUGUGCAGCGCCGGAUACGGGAAAUAUGGAAGUUCUAGCCAAGUACGGCAACGAAGCGCAGAAGGCACAAUGGCUGAAGCCUUUGAUGGAAGGCGAGAUUAGGUCUGCUUUUCUCAUGACCGAGCCCGAUAUCGCCUCGUCCGACGCGACAAACAUCCAGCUUAGCAUCACGAAGGAUGGAAAUGACUAUGUCCUGAACGGAUCUAAAUGGUGGUCAAGUGGUGCCGGCGAUCCUCGGUGUAAGAUCUACGUUGUCAUGGGCAAGACGGACGCGAACAACAAGGAUCCUUACAAGCAACAAUCCGUUAUCCUCGUCCCCGCAAACACAAAGGGUAUUACCAUCCACCGCAUGCUCAAUGUCUACGGGUACGACGACGCGCCACACGGUCAUGGUCAUAUUUCCUUUAAGAACGUCCGAGUCCCAGCCAGCAACUUGGUCCUUGGCGAGGGGCGAGGUUUUGAGAUUAUCCAAGGCCGUUUAGGACCAGGCCGCAUCCACCAUGCUAUGCGCAGCAUCGGCGCUGCUGAACGAGCUCUCGAAUGGAUGUUGAUGAGGAUCAAUGAUCCCAAGAAGACCCCUUUCAAAAAGCAGCUGAGGGAACACGGGGUAAUCCUCGAAUGGGUCGCUAAGUCGCGGAUAGAAAUCGACGCGGCACGGCUCAUCGUCCUCAACGCUGCCGUAAAAAUGGACGACUUAGGCCCCAAGGCAAGCUUGAAGGAAAUCGCCCAGGCCAAAGUCCUCGUCCCGCAGACGGCCUUGACCGUCAUCGAUCGCGCCGUUCAGGCUUUCGGCGCAGCGGGUAUCUGUCAGGAUACGCCGCUCGCGAAUAUGUGGGCGCAAACCCGAACACUUCGGCUGGCAGACGGACCAGACGAGGUUCACUUGCAGCAAAUGGGACGCAAUGAAAACAAAAGGGGCAAGCAAGUCACGCAAAAGAUUCACGGUCAGACUGAGAAAACGGAGCAGCUACUAAGGCAACACAACCUGAAGCGUUUCCAACCUGGGUCAAAUAUCAAGUCUCGGAUAUAGGAGCAUUAUUGGCAUAGAUACGUUUUGUAUUAUCCAUUUCGGGCGGUAAAUGAUUUAUUCUUAUCUGGGCGGUACAAUGUAGUAGCAUCUGUCUCCAGCGCAUUUCGGAACGAGUUCCUUGUAUGAAUGUUUUCCCUUGUCCAAUAAUUGAUAUUCUUCAAAAGCUUGCAAAGCCCUUGGGGGCCUGGAUUAUUCAAAAGCAGCAGCAUUGGUAGAAUGAUAUUACAUCCUGAGAUAUCGUUGGUAUACUACGGGUAUCCAACUUGCGCCUAUCCAGGCACUGGUGACUGAGAGGAGUGAAUAUCAAAUCCAUCAUACUUAAGGAAGUAUCAUAUUACCCAUUGACCUAUUAACUCAUGAACGUGCGUAACAUAGAUGGACUAGUAUACUGACGGCCUUUCUAAUUUGCAUAGAUCAUCUCUAAUUUCAAG